Chiloscyllium plagiosum (whitespotted bambooshark) is the source of this 4979-nucleotide messenger RNA. NCBI's taxonomy places the organism in Eukaryota, Metazoa, Chordata, Chondrichthyes, Orectolobiformes, Hemiscylliidae. The record is from RefSeq and is a predicted model, not a curated record.
AUGGCAGGAUUUAUUUGGGUAAUUCGGGGGGCUCAGCAGAAAUUCAUCCCAAGGAACAAGAAACAUGCUAAGUGGAGGAUAAGGCAACCAAUGGCUGACAGGCAGCUGGAAGGAGAUCUAGAGACCUUGGCGAUCGUCACCUAUUCAACUAUUAGUGUGUCUCUUGUGGCACUGCUUCUCACUUUCUUCAUUUUGACCUGUCUAAAUGGACUCAAAUCCAACACUCGUGGUAUCCAUUGCAACAUUGCGGCAGCCAUCUUCUGUGCAGAGCUUGUCUUCCUUUUGGGAAUUAAUCAAACUGAAAAUCAGUUUCUCUGCACAGUGAUUGCCAUUUUGCUGCACUACUUUUUCAUGGCAACCUUUGCUUGGAUCUUUGUGGAGGGACUUCACAUCUACCGGAUGCAAACUGAAGCUCGGAACAUCAACUAUGGUGCUAUGCGGUUCUACUAUGCCAUUGGUUGGGGGGUUCCUGCCAUCAUCACAGGUCUUGCAGUUGGUUUGGACCCAGAAGGUUAUGGAAAUCCUGAUUUCUGCUGGAUCUCUGUUCAUGAUAAGCUGAUCUGGAGCUUUGCUGGACCAAUUGCUGUUGUUAUUGUGAUGAACAUUGUGAUCUCAUUGUUGGUAGCAAGAAUGUCCUGUGCCCCAACGCAGAAGGAAGCCAAGAAAAGAUCAAUUCUGGCUACCAAACGACGUGUGAGGAAUUGGGAUGCUGGGAUUAAACCUGGGCCCUACACUAACUUCGAUCCUAUCAGUUCUCUUACUACAAUUCGAAGCGCCUUCAUUCUGCUACUAAUUGUUAGUGCCACCUGGCUUUUCGGGCUGAUGGCCGUCAACAACAGCAUCCUUGCUUUUCACUACCUCUACACUGUUCUCUGCUGUUUUCAGGGACUGGCAGUCCUAGUAUUGUUCUGUAUCCUGAGUGAAGAAGUGCAGGAAGCCUGGAAGUUGGCUUGCCUUGGAAAGAAAAGCCAGGGUGAUGAUACAACGCGAGCACCUCAGCUCUCGGGCUCCCAUCCAUAUAAUAACACAUCACUGUUUGAGGAAAGCGGACUGCAUCGGAUAACACUUGGGACAUCCACAAUAUCAUCAGUUAGCACUGCCCGAUCUGCACGGACUCACUCCAGCCAGCCUGGAUAUCUCAGAGAAAAUUUGUUGGUACGACAGGGUUCUGCCUUGGAUCAAACCUUGUUGGGUCACACUGGGCCUACUGACAUAGAUGUUGCAAUGUUUCAUCGACCACAAGAUGCAGGUGGAGGAGGAGACAAUGAUUCUGACACUGAUAGUGAUUUGUCAUUGGAUGAGGAGCGUAGCCUUUCUUUGGCGUCAUCAGAAAGUGAGGAAAAUGAACGAUAUCGUGGACGCUUUCCACGCCGAUUUAAGCGGACAGCAAACAGUGAACGGCUGCUUACUGACCCCUUGCAUACAACUCCUAAAGAUUGUGAUGGCAAUGAUUUAAUAUCCUAUUGGCCAGCACUGGGUGAGUGUGAAGUUCAUGCCUGCUCACUGCAGAAGUGGGGCUCAGAAAGAAAGCUGGGCCUUGAUUUCAAUAAGGAUGCCACUAACAACAACCAACCUGACACAUCUAUUGCCAGCGGUGAUGAGAAUACACCAACCCAUCUAUUAAAACAAGAGCGACAGCGAAAAGGGAUUCUGAAAAACAGAAUGCAAUAUCCAUCUGCAACUCUGAAGAAUGAAAGUUCAAAUUCCAUCAACAGAAUGCAGAUUGAGUUGCCUUGGUACAAUACUUCAACACUAGGUCCCAGGGUUGUUCCAGCAGCCUCCUAUGGCCGUAUGUACUCCGGCGCUGGAAGUCUGUCUCAACCGGCCAGCCGAUAUUCAUCACGUGAGCAGUUGGAUAUGCUAGUCAGGAGACAUAUGUCCAAGGAACAGUUGGACGCACUCUCCAGCAGGCAUGCAUCACGAGACCGACUAGAAACUGUUCCCAGCCGGCAUGGGUCCAGAGAACAGCUAGACAUGACCCCAAGUGGGCAUGCUUCUAGAGAACAUCAAGACAGAGUACCCAGUAGGCAUGGGUCCAGAGAACAGCUAGACUCAAUACCAAGGAGGCAUGGUUCCAGAGAACAUCUAGAUAUGUUACCUGUAAGGCAAAUGUCCAAGGAAUGGCUAAACACUGUACCUAAUAGGCAAAUGUCGCGAGAGCAGAUGGACACUGUUCCCAGUAGGCAUGCAUCCCGGGAACAUUUAGAGGCUCUGUCAAAUAAACAACCCUCCAGAGAACAUCUAGAUACCCUAUCUAGAAGACAACCAUCUAGAGAGCAACUAGGUCUAACAUCAAGUCGACAUUCUUCACGAGAGCAACUCGACACAAUGUCUCGCAGGUAUUUAUCCAGAGAGCGUUUGGAUCCAAUGCCUAGCAGGCAUCCCUCCAGAGAACAACUAAAUACUUUGCCCAGAAGACAGCCUUCCAGAGAGCAACUAGGUCCAUUACCAAGCCGACAACCUUCUACAGAGCAAUUGGAUAUUCUGUCCUCCAUCCUUGCUUCUUUUAAUUCUUCUGCCCUUUCUUCUGCUCCCUCCACCACCACUCCAUCUGCCCCACAGACAACUUUUACCCCUUCAGGGGUACAGACAUCCUCAAUGACCUCUGCCCCAUGCCCCUCAACACCACAUUCUGCAACAUCUCACAGCAUCUCAGAGAUUUCGCCAGAUUCAGAAAUGGCAAGAGCUGAUACGCAGUCUUGAGGCAAUAUCGCUUUCCUGUGUCUGUGUUUUGUCUCUGUGGGUACCCAAAGGCACAAGUGGCACGAAGACCAAAUGUUACUGAGAAAUGGGACAAAUCACUCUACCUAAAACUUGAGGGGUCAAAGGAGUCAGCCACAACCUGCAGAGCCAUUGGGUCAAGAGUUAAAUAAAAGGAAAAUGGAUAUUACUUCAUUCUCAAAAUUGUUCCUAUCAGAGGACAUAUCUACUUUGAAAUCGCACUGAUUCGGGCACCAUUGUGAGUGCCAAAAAAGCAAAGAAUAUUGAACAUUCCAGACUAGGAGAAUAUUUAAUUUCUGCACCCACUUGAGAGAGAGAUGAUCUCCUCUAUUAGCAGCAACUUCCAUCUUUCUCUGUAGAGUUUUAUGGUAGAUAACAGGGUAGAUAGGUUAAAUAAGGAAGAAAACUACUGCCAUCCUCUAGUGUUCAAGCUCAAGACCUGCAACAGCCUAUAUUUCUUCAAAUCAUCACUAAUCUUCAUGAUGGAAUUAUUGCAGGCUCAUGUUAUCAAAUGUAAGAGAUAAAUAUUAGUACAGUAAUAAUUGCAUUUGGGACUAAUUGAGAGUUUAUUCAAACUAUAGUAGUAACAUGUAAUUUGCUUCACCAGUAUAGCCUGACUUGCAAUCCAGUAUCUCUUUGUUCAAGAGAAAAUGAUGCAAUGGAUGAGUUUGGAGUUGCCCAGUUUAUGCCAAUCUGCAUCGUAUAGAUCAUGUUACUGAAUAACCUGCUGUUGUGAGUAAAUUCCAGUCCCCCUCCCAAUUACACAAAUAAGCGCUGCACUACCAAACCAAUACACUCAGAUGACUAUUUAAUCUAAAGUGAAUUGAGAAGAUGGCGCAGUUUGCCAUUCAUAAGGUCUCCUUGAAGAAAACAUCCAAAAUCACUUUAUCAAGCAUUUUAUCUAAAAUAAUGGAACCAUUAUUUUUAUAAAUGUGUUUCCUGUUGUGAUAUUUUGAAAUUUCUGCACUAUUACAGUACAUAAAUAUCUUAUACAUGCUCAAUAUGACAGGCAAGGGACCCUAUAUCUUUUUCUAAGAAAUAAAUCUAUUCAUUACUUAAAGAGGGGCUUCACAGCAGAAAUCGUCUUUACAUUGUGGUCAGGAAACUUAUACUGUAAAUCCUAAACAUGCGUUUAUUUAUAAACACAGUACAUACUGGUUAAGUUCAUUCUGUAAUGUAACUUAUGAAUUUCUCUGUGCAUUCCUACUCACAACAUGAUGUUCACAAAUAAGCUCAUACACACCACAAUAACAGAAGGCAACUUCUGCUGAGAAUUUUGGAUCCAUAACUUUUAGAAAUGCAGGGUUCAUGAAAUUCUAAUGAAAUUCUAAUUUUAGUUAUCAUUAUCAAUUGGAACUCUUACCUGAAAAUAUUCUACAUUUUGCAGUCCUAUUUUAAGCAAUUAUUCCUUCAAAUACCCUCUUUUAAACCUCUGAUACAUAUCAUCCUUGAUAAAAUACAACAUCAUCUUCACAAGGGCAAUUGGCACCAUAACGUGUUCUAAAAGUUGUAAUUAAUUAUGUAUUUUAGCCACCUCUAAAUUUGGUUAACUAAUUCCCUUGGAUAAGUUGAUGGUAAGCUGCCUUCUUGAACCACUGCAUUUGUGGGCUGCAAGUACACCAAAAGCAUUAUAAGGAAUCUGCAACUCAUAAUAGGGUCAAAUUUACCCUGGUGGCCAUAUUAGGGAAUUUCAGUCAAGUGUUUGAAGCAGAUGGUUCUCAGUUAAGCACCUAUGGAAACUCCCCAGGCUAACGAGAUUGUCCCUUUACGUCAUCUGUAGUUAAAUGUUUUCUAUCAUUAACUUUCUGACGUGUAAUACACAUAAGUUAAUAUUAUAAAUACAUUAACAAUUCAAUGGACCUGGCGCAAUUCAGGUGUUGUAGGUGAGAAUUGUGUAACUUUAAAAAAACAAAUUAAUUUAAAACCUGGGGUUGUUGUGUUUUAGAGAGAGAGGUUAAUAAGACAAAAUGAGUCUUAUUCUGUUAGCUGUAAAUACUUUAAUUCAGUAGAUUUCUCCUGGGGGUAUAGCCUUGAAGCCACUAUAUGAGAUAAAUGAAGAGAUCCGUCUUUCGUAUUUUCAGUAUCCUGGCUUUUUAAAAAUUUAUUUGUUAAAAACAACUAUUUGCAUAACCAAUUAUAAUUAGUAGAAUUGGCAUAAAGCACUCUUGGCCCUUACCAUUUCACCAGUCUCAGUGGUUAACACUGCUGCCUUGCAGUGCCAGAGACCCAGGUUCGAUUCCAGCCUUGGGUGACUGUCU